UUUUAAAAGGCAGUUGCCCCUAGUUCCCGCCAAACCACCCCAUCAAACCUCUUAAAAUUUCAGUAAACUCUCAGGAUACGGGAACAGAAACUGAAUGAGCAGAGCUUCCCUGGAGCUGGAGCGAAAGAUCCUCCGCCUCCUCCAUGGCCAGAAAACGCGAAAAACCCUCCGCGAAAUCCAUGCCCAUUUCCUCCGUCAAUGUCUUCACCAAUCCAACCAAAUCCUUUCCCACUUUGUCUCUGUUUGCGGUCACCUCAACAAAAUGGACUAUGCGAAUCUUGUGUUUGCGCAGACCCACAACCCCAACAUAUUGCUUUUUAACUCUAUGAUCAAAGGGUACUCUCUUAACGGUCCCUUUGAAGAAGCUAUUGCCUUGUUUUCUUUACUUAAAACUCGCGGGAUUUGGCCAGAUGAAUACACGUUUCCGCCAUUGCUCAAGGCGUGUUCGGGUCUUGGUGAUGUAAGAGUCGGGCAAUGCACUCAUGGGGAAGUUAUUAAAUCUGGGUUCGAGCGUUUUGGCUCGGUUCAGAUUGGGGUUGUGGAAUUAUACAGCUCUAGCGGGAGAAUGGAGGAAGCAAAGAAGGUGUUCGAUAGAAUGUGUCAAAGGGAUGUGAUAGUUUGGAAUUUGAUGAUCCGUGGGUUUUGUAAGAUAGGGGAUGUUGGUAUUGGGUUAAAUUUAUUUAGGCAGAUGAGUGAACGGAGUGUAGUUUCAUGGAAUUUGAUGAUUUCUUGCUUGGCGCAGAGUGCGAGGCAGGAUGAAGCUUUGGCACUUUUUCAGGAAAUGAGAGAGCUGGGGUUCCAACCUGAUGAGGCUACUGUGGUUAUUGUGUUGCCUAUUUGUGCUCAUUUAGGGGCUGCUGAUGUUGGGCAAUGGAUUCAUUCUUAUGCUGAAUCAAGUAGGCUUUAUCAAAAAGUGGUUUCUGUGGGAAAUGCAUUGGUUGAUUUCUAUAGUAAAUGUGGAAAUUUGGAAACCGCCCUUCAGAUUUUCAAGGAUAUGCCUUGUAAAUAUGUUGUGUCGUGGAACGUGAUGAUCUCUGGUCUGGCUUUUAAUGGGAAGGGGGAGCUUGGGGUGAAGUUGUUUGAGGAGAUGAUGAACAAAGGUGAGAUGCCUAAUGAUGCGACUUUUAUAGGGGUGCUAACAUGCUGUGCUCAUGCAGGGUUGGUUGAAAAAGGGCAAGAGUUGUUUGCUUCAAUGAGCAAAAUUUACUACAUUGAUCCUAAACUUGAGCAUUAUGGAUGCAUGGUUGACCUCCUUGCACGCAGCGGAUGUGUGAGAAUGGCUUAUGACCUGAUUACAAGCAUGCAUAUUGCACCAAAUGCUACUUUAUGGGGUGCUUUGCUCAGUGCUUGUCGUACUCAUGGUGAAUUACAGCUUGCAGAACUUGCUGUUAAGGAGCUUAUGAAUCUUGAACCAUGGAAUUCGGGUAAUUAUGUAUUGUUGUCAAAUAUUUAUGCAGAGGAAGGGAGAUGGGAUGAAGUCGAUAAGAUAAGAGUACUGAUGAGGGAAAAAAGUGUCAAGAAAGCAAUGGGACAAAGCGCAACAGGGUGAUUAUACCAUCUUUGUAGACUAUGGUUUUGAGAAUUAUAAAAUCUGAAUUUGUCUUCCUUUCCCUCCUUGUAAACUGUACAGUCUUGGUAGGCACCAGAAAAGUCGGAAUUCCCAGGAAGGAUUGAUCUAAUCCUGAUUCAUUAAUAGAGGGGAGCUGAAUCCUCUUCAGAUUAAUUACUUCACUUGGAAAUUUGCAAGGUACACUGCACUUAUUUGAAUGGGACACAAACUUUGAGGAAAUUUUAUUUCAUGGACCAAAGUUUAUGAAAACGAGAAGGAAUACUACUAGUCUCUUCUGCUUCUAUAAAUUAGUAAUCUUCCAAUCUCCCCUGCAUCCUAACCUUCCAACAAUCUCCUAUUUAGCCUUUUUUAUUACAUUCCAGUACUCAAGCUUGCAGUUGAAGAAGAGCAAAUAUCGUAAAGGAGCGAAGAUGGAAAGGAAGAGUUGCUGCGGAAGUAGCUAUGUGUCGAGAUCAUGUGUCUCGACAACAAAGAAGGAACCUGCUGUGGUGACUCCGAAGAAGGAGGAAGAUGUGAAACCAGAAAUCCCCAAGGGAAAUGAUCAGGCUGCUGUUCCUGCUACUGUGGUGAAACCUCCAAAGGUCGAAGAGAAAGAGCCUGUUAAGGCCAAGUUUGGUAGCGGUGGAUGUAACUAGUCAAAAUUAAGUCUGGAAAAUGUAUUCUGGGGUGGUGGGGAGUUCAUUACAUAUGAUUUUAUAGGUUUAACAAUUUCUCAUUAUGUAAUACCCCUCAGACAAUAAAUAGCAAUUUUAGCUUACUCUCUCUCUCUCUCUCUGUGUGAGUGUUCCAAUUUCAUUAUUCAAAAACCUGUUAAUAUUUGUUUCUGCGAAGUUGGAGGGUAAGAGAUCUGAAAUUGUUCAUGUCAAUGUAACAGUAACUUCAUUAAACCUACAUUUCACUGGAUUGUUAUUCAAUCAUUUCAAUAUUAUAUAGUAAAACACAAAAACAGCAUGAAGAAACAACGAAUGAUGUACAAUUAAAUGAUCUCACUUAUUUUAAUUUUGUCAAAGUUUUGCUGCUGCAAUUAGGACCAUUGUCCACAAACGCAUGUUACUUCUGCAACAAUCAGCAAUGAUGAAAGGAAACGAGCAAUCAUUUCCCACGCCUGCCCUUCCUUUUUGAUCUAAUACUUGUUACUUUUAUAACCGGAAACAACCCAUCCGAUUAUAUAUAAACAUCACCAGCUUAUCUCUCCCUGCAAAAACUAUAUCAUAACACCAUGGAGGUUGUUGAAUUCAAGGUACGUUUGCACUGCAAAUCCUGUGAGAAAGCUGUCCGCAAAUCCUUGCUCAAGAUCAAUGGCGUAAAAUGCGUGGAGAUAGACAUGAUGUCGAGUAAGAUCACGGUGUUAGGGUAUGUAGACUGUAAAGCUGUGGUGAAGGCCAUACAUAAGACGGGGAGGAGAGCAGAGGCAUGGCCAUCAGCAGCACCAUCAUGCCGCCGUCCGGAGGACUACUUCAGUCCCAGACUUCCUAAAGGGUUCAGAUGCAUUAUUCCUCGAUGGGGUUUGCCAAAAGUUUGAAAAAGUAGUAGUAAUAAUGUUCUCUUAGUUAUCUUAACCUGCAAGCAAAGUAAGGCCGCACUAGGGAUCUCCAAUAAAUACAAAGAGUUUCCAUUGAUGAGCUGUUACAAGAUC
This is a messenger RNA of Theobroma cacao (cacao), 3206 nucleotides long. The record is from RefSeq and is a predicted model, not a curated record. Lineage: Eukaryota; Viridiplantae; Streptophyta; Magnoliopsida; Malvales; Malvaceae.